AUGACUAUCUCCCAUUACGGUGUCUGGGCUUGUACCCCUACCAGCUAUGAAGCUCAGACCACAGAGCAGGACUCCAAGUCCCCCCACAUCUACCUCCACUUCACCGACGAUUCCUCUUCCAGCAAGAGCCUCGAAGCCGCCAUCAACGUCAAGUCCACCGACACCGACACCCGCCUUGUUUUCUGGGUGAACCGCAACUUCACACACCCCAUCACCGAGCAGCUCUCUAGCCUAGCCCUCGGCUUCCACCUCGCCGCGUCAAGCAGCUCAAGCAGCUCAAGCAACGACAAGACUGAAAACAACAACAACAACCACUACGACCACCGCAACCGUCACCACAACCACCACCGCCACGUCCGUCGCGACCUAGUCUCCAGCUCCUUCCAGGGCCUGGAUUUCGUUCGUACAAAGGACCUGGUGGACAUUCAAGCCGGAACAAUUCUCCCCCUGGACAACGGCUCUGAUGCUGGUAUGCUGAGCGAGCUGGACCCCAUCAUUCAGGACGCCAUCAGCCAGAAGGCUACCGCGUACAUUUGGGGCUCGUCUUACGGAUCUGGUAUUCACGAUAUCCACAUGAACCAGGGUUCUUUGCCAAGCUACUCCAAUGGUAUCUACGAGGAUGGUGCGCUGCUGUUCAAGUUCCCUGAUGGACACUGGGAGUCUGUCUUCUUGGCUUUUGCUUCGCAGAAGAUUCCUACUGAUGACCAGGGAGAGUACACGGCCGACAGCAAAUCGCUGGCUUCUAUCCUGGGUGACAGCGAAUAG
Molecule: messenger RNA, 765 nt
Organism: Penicillium verhagenii
Lineage: Eukaryota; Fungi; Ascomycota; Eurotiomycetes; Eurotiales; Aspergillaceae
Product: YukJ family protein
Exons: 1
Coding region: 1-765 (254 amino acids)
Source: RefSeq, a predicted model, not a curated record